AUGUUGCGGAGGCUGUUUGGGCUGUUUCUCCUGAGCACGCUCUGUUCAUCCAUGUACCGAGGGUCUGGGACAAACAUCGGCAGCUUGGACAGGAGCACCAACGGCUCGGACAACACCAUGCUCUUCACCGGAUUAGGCUUUACAAGCAGCGGAGGGAUGAACCGAGCCGGACCCGUGGAGCUGGGGAUGUCCUCGUUACCCAUGGACCUGUCUGAGUCCAACACGGACAACGUCAUGUUCCCCGACCCGCUCAUGUGCGACGUCCUGCUCAGCUCGGCCGGCCCCUAUGACCAGAUCCCCCUCUUCUGCCUGUGCUCCUACUGCAAGGGCAAGACGGGCCAGAAGGGGCCACGGGGGGACGUGGGCCCGUCAGGCUUCGAGGGCAGUACAGGGAGAAGGGGCCUGACAGGCUGGAAAGGGACCCUAGGAUUCACUGGAGCCCCUGGAGUCAAAGGUCAGACAGGGGAGAUUGGAGAGAAGGGUCUUCCAGGACCAAUCGGGACAACGGGGGUCAAAGGAGAUCGAGGAUUCAAAGGAGAAAAGGGUGAUGAUGGAGACGAAGGCUUCGCAGGACCUUUGGGUCCCCAGGGCUUGCCCGGCUCCUGCCAGUGUGAGAUUGUCGUAGGUCCACCUGGGAAACCUGGUGCCCCGGGACAGUCCGGCGCCCGUGGCAUACCCGGCACCGCAGGCUCCAAGGGCUUUCCUGGGGUUGGUGGCGACAAAGGGGACAAAGGAUUGGAUGGACCUGGUGGGUUAGCUGGGCUGAAGGGCAAGGUGGGACUUCCAGGCCCCUGUGACUGUAUCGAUAGAGUAGAUGGGACAGAUGGACCAAAAGGACUGGCCGGAGAGAAAGGCGUGAAGGGUGUAGUGGGUGUGCCAGGAGAUCAGGGUGACAUGGGCCCAAAGGGACUGGAGGGUGACAUGGGCUUCUCAGGCAUGCCCGGCCCGUGCACAAUGGCAUUCCAGUCCAGUUUCACUGCAGUUCUGGAGACGUCUUUCCCUGCGCCUGGACGCCCAGUCAGAUUCACCAGCAUCAUCUACAACCCACACAGUCACUACAGUCCGAACAUCGGGAUUUUUAUUGUACCAGUCAACGGCACGUACGUCUUCACCGCUAACCUGCUGGUGAAGGAACGAAAACUCAUCGCUGGGCUGUAUCUCAACUUUGAGCCCGUGGCAAAGGUGACGGAGUACACUGACACCACCACAGUCAGCUUGGAGGUGGUGUUGCAUCUGAAGGUCCGUGACCAAGUGUGGGUGCAGGUCAAAGAUACAGACAAUAACGGGAUGUAUGCAGGAAAAGAGCUCAGCUCGUCUUUCUCUGGCUGGCUGCUGUCACCGGACUCCUGCAUCGCGGGAGACAUCCGAGAUGCCAUCACUCCUCCUGACAUCACAGGUGUGCUGUUCCCUUGGUGA
Messenger RNA from Knipowitschia caucasica, 1416 nucleotides. Lineage: Eukaryota; Metazoa; Chordata; Actinopteri; Gobiiformes; Gobiidae. The record is from the annotation of a GenBank genome assembly.